AAUCAGACAGUAGGAGGAAGUUUGUAAAGAUUGCUAAACAUUUGAGAGAGGAUGUUGUGAAAAAACUUCAAGACCGCAACAAGAGAGAAAUGCACAUGUUCAAAGACUUUGAGCAGGCUGUUAAAAGGAGCACGUGGGUGAAGAAAGUCAACAUGCAGAUGUAUCUAUAUGGCCGGAAGAGUCGCUGGAUACCCUGCAGUGUUGAGCUGGAACAAGGCAUUACCAACUUGAGUGAAGGUUCCUUAACUGUGCACUACCAACAAAAGAGGAAGCAGAAAAACAUCCAGAUACUGUUGUCAGAGAUGAUAUGUGUGAAGCCCAGUUCAGAUCCUGAUAAUGCAUGCGGGUUUGUGGUGUACACCCCUGCCACCAACAUGGUUUACCAGCCGCUGAUGCUGAAGGCUGCCUCAGAAAAUGAAGCCAUUGACUGGAUGGGUUGCCUGAGUGCAGCAAAUGCUGCUGCUUGGGGCAUGAACUGCUCUGCUACUCCUGGUGCCAUAUGGUCGUGCACAUUCUCAGGGGACGUCUUCAUCAGCCCAGCCUCAUCAGCGUGCAAGAGUCCAUCAGAGCUAUGUUGGGGCCAGCAUGGAGGACAUAUGCGUCUGGUAGAGACGGGACCUAGUGGCGUCACCUGGGCCCUCGGCUUCGACAAAAUGCCUUACGUAUACAAUGGUGGAUAUGGUGGUGCCUUCAGUACUGGCAUGAGUGAUAUGUCCGAGAACACACAGCAAAUUGUUGACCAUCAUCGCGUUUUUGUUUAUGAAAAUCAGAAGUGGUUUCCUGUCGUCGGUUGGUGCUGCAAAGGAGUCUUUCAGCACGACUUUCACUGGCUUACAGAAUUUGGACGCAGUGUUGAAGUCAAGGAGGAAAUUAAACUUCCCUCAUCAAAGUGUCAGUGGAUCAGUGAGUGGACAGUUGAUUUCAGCACACCUGGAGGUGUUGAUGCUCAUGGCUGGCAAUAUUCCAGCAACCUUUACGGGCCAUUUUAUCCACGUCAGCAUCUGAGAAGCUCCUACAGGAGGAGACGCUGGGUCAGGCACUACAAGAUAACUGUCUUCGGUCCCUGGCAAGCUGCAGGCUCGUUAGGUUUGGUUGACCUUUCAAUUCAGGUUGACCCUUUAAACUCAAUCUUGGACCCUGUAGUUUUGUGGGCUGUUGGAGGUAAUGGAGAUGUGCUUUGUAGAUAUGGAGUCACAGCAUCUAACCCAAAGGGUCAAAGUUGGAUUCAUGUGGCCACAGAUCUGGACAAACCAUUCAAGUCAAUAUCAGUAGGUGGCAGCUACAGAGUCUGGGGUAUUGCUGGAGAUGGCUCGGCCUGGUUUAGACCUGGUGUUGGUCCAUACAAUCACACUGGAACGUGCUGGCUUCAGGUAGUGCCCCCACCCCCAGGAAACUUCCUCCUGCACCAGGUGUCAGUGGGAGCAACAUCUGUGUGGGCCGUUGACACUGGAGAUAAUCUGUGGCGUAGAGAAAACAUUACACCCACUUUCCCCGAAGGAACAGGUUGGGAACUGGUUGCUGGCCAAGUCAAACGGGUCAGCGUGGGACUCAGAGAUCAGGUGUGGAUCAUAGCAGAUGCCUAUUUCUGCAAAAUGAAGCAUGGAGCUGGUGUCAUCUACAGAAGAGUGGGCAUAACCGGCGCUAAACCAUCUGGCACUGACUGGGAGGUGGUUAUUGGUAGUGGCUGGUCCCAUGUGUCUGUCAGAGGUGUCAGUGAGGUCAAGCAAGAUGACAGUCUAUCAGUGACAGAGGAUGAAAACAGCUGA
Messenger RNA from Candidula unifasciata, 1766 nucleotides. The record is from the annotation of a GenBank genome assembly. Lineage: Eukaryota; Metazoa; Mollusca; Gastropoda; Stylommatophora; Geomitridae.